Molecule: messenger RNA, 1506 nt
Organism: Paramuricea clavata
Lineage: Eukaryota; Metazoa; Cnidaria; Anthozoa; Malacalcyonacea; Plexauridae
Source: the annotation of a GenBank genome assembly
AUGACGUCAACUGAGGAACAUGCAGGACACAUAAAACGACCAAUGAACGCCUACAUGGUUUGGUCUCGGAAAGAACGCCGAAGAAUUGCCGAGGAAUUUCCAAGGAUGCUGAAUUCCGAGAUCAGCAAGAGACUGGGGACGGAAUGGAAUUUACUUCCGCCAGAACAGAAGAAACCCUACAUCGACGAGGCGAAGCGACUUCGCAUGGAACACAAGAAAGAGCAUCCAGAAUACAAAUACCAACCGAAACGAAAGCAGAAAGGUGGAAAUAAGCUCACUCGAGUAUUAGAUAAUCCAUUCCUCGAGAACCUAAAUAGUUAUCCGCCGAUGACGUUCCAAAAUAAAUUUCCCCUUUCUUCUCCUCCAGUGUUGUUCUCGUUAACUCCGUUCCCUACAGAUCCGGCUCAAAGAAGAUCGCCCGUGCUCCAAACGUUCCCAAGCCCAUCGCCCGCAUUUCCUCACGGCCGCCAUGGAAGUGAUAGCGAAACACAGUUCCAGUUCGAGAAUGCUGUGAUCAGUCAAGGCAUGUUGGAAAAUCCAGUAGUAUUUCAAUCUUUGUAUCCCACUCCAACCUCCCCAGAGAAUGAUUACCAAGUGGGCACAAGUGACGGAACUUUACCGCGAAACGAAUAUCACGUAAAUGGACAUAAGAUUCGCACGAAUGGAAGCGAGUUGCACGCAAAUAAUCAGGAAAUGUCUGCCUACAAUCAGGGAGAACACGAAAAAUGUCAGGUACUACACGAAAACGGGCAAGAUUUUCGUGUAGUUAGUCAAGAAACCCGCGCAAUGAACGGGAACAUUCAUGACACGCGUAUGAAUAUUUCCGAAAUAUACGCAAAUGGUGUGUAUGUGAAUGAGGCAGAUCAUGCAAAUGGUGACGAGAUGCACGUUGAUGUCCAUGGUGUGCACGCAAAUGUGAAACCGUUGCGCACCAGCAUUCAUAAUUUUCGCGCAAACAUACAAGAGCAACACGCACUUACCCAAGUUGUACACGCAAAUGAUAGCGGCUCAAGUGGUGAAACAUGGUAUCCAAAUGGACAGCCGGGAAUACAUCAAUCAAACGACGAUAACACGGUACAUGUGGACCCCAGAAAGUACAAGGAGGUGCCAAUAAAUGGCGAGUACAGAGGCCGUAUGGAUUUACAUGUAAAAUUUCAUGACAAAGAUUUGAAUAAUUCGCGAGCAAACGGCACCGAGAUUCGCGCAAAUGGUCACGAAUAUUCUCCCACAAACUGUUACGAGUUUCACGCAAACGGUUUCGACUGGCGUGCAAAUAGUCACGAUUUUCGUGCUGACAGUCAAUAUUUUCGUGCUAAUGGUCACGAUUACCGUGCAAACGGUCACGAAUUCCGCUCGAGCUACCAAGAAAUUCAUGCAAAUAACCAAGAAUAUGAAGUUCCCUAUUCCAAGAUGAAUUUUACAGACAAUGGUGAAACCAUUAAUUUUGGAAUGCCAAACGGCUUUUUUCACAACAUUAAUCAAGAAUCCACACAAGUUUAUCAUUAA